This is a messenger RNA of Rhipicephalus microplus (southern cattle tick), 981 nucleotides long. Its product is annotated as guided entry of tail-anchored proteins factor 1. Gene Ontology annotation, molecular function: protein-membrane adaptor activity. NCBI's taxonomy places the organism in Eukaryota, Metazoa, Arthropoda, Arachnida, Ixodida, Ixodidae. Gene Ontology annotation, cellular component: GET complex. Gene Ontology annotation, biological process: tail-anchored membrane protein insertion into ER membrane. The record is from RefSeq and is a predicted model, not a curated record.
UAACACAAAUCGCUGAGCGGCUGUGCUAGCAGUCGGGAAACCGCAUUUAAUCAAUACGUGAAUGAAACAUGGCACUUGUGUUAAGCGAAAGUGGCCGGUUUUCUUGAACGAUUACGCCAAGAUCGCUAGGAGAAGCUCCGAAGAAGCUACUUGUGGUUCAGACCUGCCUGUAGAAGUGUUUUCACCCCCUACGAGACGCUGAACUGUGAUCGUGAUUCGCUAAUGAGGCGACCGGCUUCUAGUUUGCGGAUUCUUUUCGGCAGUUGAUAACAAUUUUUAUCGUUUAAUUAACGUCAGCGCCUUAGCAUGGGAACUCAAGAAAGCUAUGUCUUCUUUUGGUUCGUCACCUUCUGUGGCAUGUUUACGGCUUUCGUCCCAUUCGUCGUCAGAAUGGUGCUUCAGGUGAUUUCACAAGAGACCGAGAUGGAAUCUAACAUGCGUCGGCAAGUGUGCGAUUUGAGGGCCGAACUCGGAAGCAUGAACAUAGUCGAUGAGUUCGCCAAGUAUGCGAAGAUACAACGAAAGAUUAACAAGAUGUCAGAAGAGCUGGCACAUCAAGCCAAGCUCAAGUCAAUGUACACAUUCAAGGUCAGACUGGCAGCCACGGCGCUACUCUAUGCACUUGUGGGUGUGGCAGUUGCUUACAUUGUUUGGAACUACAGGUCGCACCCUGUUGUUGUCUUGCCUGAGGCAUGGCUCUCGCCUAUUGGUUCACUACUUGCGCCUGCCUCUGGUCCACCAGGUGGGAUCGGGCUCACACCUUGGCUCCUAGUGUCAAGUUCAGUUGGGCGACAGAUCGCAAAGCACCUAUAGUUCAUCUGGCAUCAUCAUUGGCUGUAGAAAUUAGACUACAUCCAUUCCCGAUUUUUCACUUAACUUGUACACAUUGUUAUGGGAUGGGGGAACCUGGCAUAAAAUUGUUGUGUGGUGUGUGCAUGUGUGUUUUAUUAUACCAUGAAUAAAACCCUCCCUUUAUUGAAA